Molecule: messenger RNA, 1536 nt
Organism: Sparassis crispa
Lineage: Eukaryota; Fungi; Basidiomycota; Agaricomycetes; Polyporales; Sparassidaceae
Product: Sphingoid long chain base kinase 4
Exons: 11
Coding region: 1-1536 (511 amino acids)
Biological process (GO): sphingosine biosynthetic process
Cellular component (GO): intracellular membrane-bounded organelle; cytoplasm; membrane
Source: RefSeq, a predicted model, not a curated record
AUGGCUCGCACAUCUCACACACUCAAGCUUUCCGGUGUGCGCGGCGGGUGCAUCGAACUCACGCUGACGGAUGCGUUUUUGUGCGUGCAGCGCACUGGUCACUUCAAUCGUAAAGAAUACGAGACUGAUACGAGAAACGUGCUGUGGGCGGAGUGCGCUGGGACGAUGGUCGAGAUCUCGCUCCUGGUGCGCAAGAGCGCGAAGGCAGCGUGGUCGUUUGUCCAGCUGAACGGCCGGUGCGCGCAUGGCGAAGAGGGCACUGCGUGUGCAUUUACGGAUCUGCUCAUGACGGCGGCAUAUGCAGGUACCAAGCGCCAGAGGAGACUGCGUGUACUGGUGAACCCUCACAGCGGCUCUGGAAACGCAGUCUCUAACUACUCAAAGAAAGUCGAGCCAGUCCUCCGUGCCUCCCGCUGCCUCGUCGACGUAACAUUCACUCGUGAUCGCGGGCACGCCACAGAGAUCGUGAAAGAGCUCCCACUAGACGACUUCGACGCGAUCGUUACCGUGUCGGGCGAUGGGCUCAUUCACGAGGUGAUGAACGGUUUCGCCGCGCGCGCGGACGCUGAGAAGGCAUUCCGCACCCCUGUUGCGCCCAUACCGUGCGGAUCGGGAAAUGGACUGUCGCUGGAUCUCCUUGGGAUACAGGAUGGGUCCGACGUCUUUGCAGCGGCCUUGAACGCUGUCAAAGGCCAGCCGAUGAGCGUGGACUUGAUGUCGGUGCAGCAGAACACCGAGCGGGUAUACUCGUUUAUGACACAGACAGUUGGUCUACUGGCUGACGUCGAUCUGGGGACCGAGAACAUGCGAUUCCUGGGUUCUGGACGCUUCUUGCUAGGAUUCCUGCGCGGAGUCAUCACCAUGAAGCAUUGCCCGGUAACGCUCUCCGUCAAAGUCGCAGAGUCUGACAAGACCCAGAUGGUACACGCCCUUCACGCCUCACGCGCGCGUUUCCUCCCGCAAAAGUCCAACCCCCAUCAUUCGCAAUCACCAAGCUAUGGAAGCGCGACCAGCGUCGACCCGAACGGCAAGGAUCCGGGUUCCGCAUCGACGGCGGCGCUGCCCGCGCUGGACUACGCGUCGAGUGCGGACACGGACGGGUGGAUUACGCUCACGUGCCCUCUGCUGUACGUGUAUGCGGGCAAGGGCCCGUUCGUGUCGCGCGAAUUCAUGCAGUUUCCUGUGUCCGUGCCCGAUGACGGGCUCAUCGACGUCGUAGCGCAGGAGGUGGGCUCGCGCAGGGAGUUGCUCGAGUCCAUCUCCACCGCGCCGCAGGGCGGGAACUUCUGGCUCGAGCAUCAACACUACUUCAAGGCGCAUGCGUACCGCAUCGAGCCGUACAAGCCCGGCGGAUGCUUCGCCGUCGACGGCGAGGCAUAUCCAUUCGCACCGUUCCAAGUGGAGGUGCAUCGCGGGCUCGCGACGCUGCUUAGUCCGUGUGGAUAUUACCAAGCCAAGUUCGACUUCCCUAGCGACUAUGAAACUAGGAAGGAUACGGAUGACGAGGAAGCGGGUUGCUUCGUAUGUGCAAGCUAG